Hansenula anomala is the source of this 399-nucleotide messenger RNA. It is a transcript of the gene MRPL38, whose product is annotated as mitochondrial 54S ribosomal protein uL14m. Bases 1 to 399 code for a protein of 132 amino acids. The record is from RefSeq and is a predicted model, not a curated record. Gene Ontology annotation, biological process: translation. Lineage: Eukaryota; Fungi; Ascomycota; Saccharomycetes; Phaffomycetales; Wickerhamomycetaceae. Gene Ontology annotation, molecular function: large ribosomal subunit rRNA binding; structural constituent of ribosome. The transcript has a single exon. Gene Ontology annotation, cellular component: ribosome; mitochondrial large ribosomal subunit.
AUGCUUUACUUGAAAUCUAUGGUCAAGAUCAUUGACAACUCAGGAGGUCUAAUGGCUGAAUGUAUCAAAGUCUUGCGUAAAUCUCCAAUGAACUACGCUUCAGUCGGUGACAAAGUGGUUGUCGUUGUUCAAAAGGCAAGACCUGUAAACUCACAAAUCACUGGUGCUUCUGCUUCAAAUAGAGUUAAAAAGGGUGACAUUGUCCAUGCCGUUGUGGUAAGAACUAAGCAAAAUGUCCAAAGACCAGAUGGAUCUGUUAUGAAAUUUGAUGACAAUGCUUGUGUCUUGUUGAAUAAAAAUGGUGAACCUUUAGGAACAAGAAUUUCAUCUGUUGUUUCAAGACAAUUAAAAGAUAAAAACUACAAUAAAAUUGUUUCAUUAGCACCAAAGGCUGUUUGA